UAGUGGGCGGUGCCCUCGAGUGGAAGGCGGCUGCCGUAGUUUCUUCAACAGAGAAGAUGGCGUUUCUCCGGGCUUGGGCUCUUGUUUUCGGUGUGCUAUGGCCGUGGUUUCAUGUGGCUUUAGCUUCAUUUGGAUUCCUCAACCUGGAGGAGUUGUCGGAAAUGAAGUACGGCAUCGAAAUCCUGUCGGAACCAGUUAUUAGAGGACAGAGCAAGUCUGACAACAUAGUGACAGUAUCCUCAAAAUACAAACAAAAUUAUGAGUGCAAACUCCCUGCUGUGGCAGUGAAGUUCCACCAGGACAGGGAGGAAGAACAAUCGUAUUCUGGACUUGGGAUAUCAGACCUUCUGCGACCAAUGGAGGCAGCUCCAUGCCUUAUAAAGACUAAAGACUGGUGGACCUAUGAAUUCUGUUAUGGAAAACACCUUCAGCAGUAUCAUAUUGAAGAGUCUGAGGUAAAAGGGGAUGUCUUAUUCCUUGGAUACUAUCAGUCUGAAUUUAACUGGAAUGAUGAAUCGGCUAAGGCCUCCAAACAUCACAGGCUAAAGCGUUACCAUAGCCAAAUGUAUGUGAAUGGGUCAAAGUGUGAUCUUAAUGGAAAGUCCAGGGAAACGGAAGUCAGGUUUAUGUGUGAAGAGGGCAAUGGAGAUUAUAUAGCCCGUGUGGAUGAACCUCAAUCUUGCUCAUAUGUUCUGACCGUACACACCACUCGCAUAUGCCACCAUCCCUUCUUGCGCCCCCCUUCCACGGGUACUCCACAGUCCAUAAAGUGCCACCCUGCACUCAGUCCAGAGCAGUAUGUUGAAUAUGUGAAAGCACAAGUCUCUGACACAAAGCGUAUAGUGGAGGAAUUAUCAGAAGAGCUGAAAACUUUAAACCUAAAAACUUUGGGGUCCAAGCCUUCGCCAGCUGCCCAUGAAGCUUUGCGCAGAAAUGAGAUAGAGGUACCAUCACAGCCUGACCAUUCUGAGCAACCUGACCAUUCUGAGCAACAAAGUCAAGAAGCUGGUUCCCAAGAAUUAAUGAAACAGGAGAAUCUUGAAGAGAAAGACGAUGUAGGACAUGAAGAGGAAGAAACAGAGACAGAUUUUUGGAAUAAGGUGCUGAGGCCAGAGGACAGAGAAACGGAUGCAGCAACUGAUUCGGGGGAGGAACUGCCUUUCAAUCAGGAGACGACUGCGGAAAGCCAAGGUAUGCAUAAGGGACUUCGUUAUAAAAUUAUAAGGAACCCGGAAGACCUGGUGAAUUUCAUUGCAGAUCUGAAAAAGAAAAAGAAGAAAGAAGAAAAGGUUGAUGCAGAACAAAGGGAUUUGCAGAGCUCUCACAGUGAAGAUGACUUGGGUAGUAAACCUGAAACACAAAUAGAAGAUGAAAAAGAUGAACAGGCACUUUUGCAAGAAUUUGAGAAAGAGCUAGAGAGCAUCCUAUUGCCCAAGUCUGAGAUGUCCGAGAUAAAGGACAACGUGAAAACUGAAGUGGAGAAAGAGUUUGAUAAUAUUAUUGAUGAGGCCCAAGAGGAACUUGAAAAUGAAGGUCUGAAAGGAGAAUUUGACAGAAAACAAGCAUCUAAGUCAUUAGCUACCACCCUAAACAAAUUAAUAGACAAACUGGAGAAUACUGCAGAUGACAAGGGAGAGGGAGCAGAACCUUUGGAAAGUGAUGAAGGCGUGACUACAAGCACUCCUGAACCCACUGGUAAAGAACCCUCUGAUGGUCGUGUUAAAGUCAGGGUCACUAAGAUCCAUCGGGGAAGCUUUGAGCAAAAAGAAAGAAAGGUGAGAGAGAUGAGCAACGAGAACCCCCAGCUAAGACACAUUGAGAAUGUUGUUAAGGACCUGCUUGAGAAAGAAGGACUGAAGGCAGAAGGUAAAAUAGAAAUUAAGAUUCUUACGACUGGAGACUUUAGUGAUGAAGAAUCCUUUUCAGAAGAGGACACCAAGAACCUGCAAGAUAUUAUUUUCAACAUACUGGUUCAGGGAACAGAAGAGGUUCACAAAGAAAGGAAGCGGCAACAACAGCUAGAGGACAACUAUCGAUUUGUCUGGAACCAAAAUCAAGAAGACUCCAAAAAUACAAGGACUGGUGCAGACACGGAUGAAGUUGAUUUUUAACCUACGCUGGCUGGAUAUCUCCCAAUAAACACUUGAAUGAACAAUACAAUAAACAUGAGCUUUGUAUCAAAUUUUUAGACAAAUAAACAUAAUUGGAUUAUGGCAAUAGUAACACAA
Xenopus laevis (African clawed frog) is the source of this 2228-nucleotide messenger RNA. RefSeq names its product osteosarcoma amplified 9, endoplasmic reticulum lectin S homeolog (gene os9.S). Bases 57 to 2111 code for a protein of 684 amino acids. Gene Ontology annotation, cellular component: endoplasmic reticulum lumen. The record is from RefSeq and is a predicted model, not a curated record. The transcript has 15 exons. Gene Ontology annotation, biological process: ERAD pathway; retrograde protein transport, ER to cytosol; endoplasmic reticulum unfolded protein response. NCBI's taxonomy places the organism in Eukaryota, Metazoa, Chordata, Amphibia, Anura, Pipidae.